AUGAUCGUGAUCCAUAAUGAGAGGACAAGGUACAGAAGGCGGUGGCUGCCAAGGUUCAAGUGGGGGGCCCUCUUGUGUGCGAUGGUCCUGAUCUACGGCUCCCACGCGCCGCUCAUUGCGCUGAGCAAAGUCGAGGGCCGCCUCCCUUACGAUCCUUCUUCGUGCGUUGUUAUGAUUGAACUGGCCAAGCUGCUUGUGUCUUUGGCCACUCUCGUUACCACCGAGGGCACUUGGGCCUUACUCGCCCUUCCCUCUCCGUACCUUGUUGCCGCCUACGCCGUCCCUGCGACGCUCUAUGCCCUCAACAACAACCUGGUUGUCCUCAUGCAGGCUUACAUGGACCCCAGCUCUUUCCAGGUUCUCAGCAACCUAAAAAUUGCCACCACCGCGAUGCUCUACUCCCUGUGCCUGGGCAGGAAGCUGCGUUGGAGUCAGGUGUUCAGUCUGGGCCUCCUUAUGGUGGCAGGAGUGUGCCACAGCUACUCGAUAUUUGAUCCGGCAGAUGUGGACUCAGCGCAACGAGAAGCUCAGCUUCAUAUCACGGCGUGGGGGCUCUUCCUCAUGCUGGUGUACUGCUGCGUCUCCGGUCUGGCGGCUGUUUAUACAGAGAAGAUACUGAAAAGCCAGAAGCUGCCACUCAGCCUGCAAAAUUUCUACCUCUAUGUUUUUGGCGUGCUCAUUAAUGGGCUUGCCUCGUUCUCCGCCCUCACAAGCGACAAGAGUUUUCUGGAAGGAUACUCAUGGAGCGUUUGGGCCAUCGUAGCAGGACAGGCAGUUAACGGCCUCUUGAUGUCUGUGGUGUUGAAACACGGCAGCGGCAUCACGCGGCUCUUCAUCAUAUCCUGCUCUAUGUUGGUCAACGCUCUGAUUUCGUGGGCCAUUUUAGGGCUCCAACUCACUUUCUUCUUCCUAAUACCACUCUGCAUGGUGGCCCUCGCUACUUUUCUUUACUACACGUAG
Nerophis lumbriciformis (worm pipefish) is the source of this 960-nucleotide messenger RNA. Lineage: Eukaryota; Metazoa; Chordata; Actinopteri; Syngnathiformes; Syngnathidae. The record is from RefSeq and is a predicted model, not a curated record.